AUGUUACAUUUUAAUUAUGUGGGAAGUGAAGAUGCCUAUGUUGCAUUUUUCCAGUUAAGGUACAUGGACAGCAGAGAAGAUGAACAGAUCCAAGGGAUCACUAUGAAAUCCAGUGCCAUUUCACUGCAUUAUGCAACAGGCUCGAUUGAGGUAAUGAUUAAUCUGGUAGAUUCUCCAGGACACGUGGACUUUUCCUCAGAAGUAUCAACUGCUGUUUGCAUUUGUGAUGGAUGCAUCAUUGUGAUAGAUGCUGUGGAAGGAGUCUGUCCACAAACACAGGCAGUUCUGCGACAAGCUUGGCUUGAAAACAUCUGUACAGUUUUAGUGAUUAAUAAGAUAGAUUGCUUGAUAGUGGAACUGAAAUUCACCCCACAAGAGGUCUAUUCUCACCUCAAGAGUAUUUUAGAACAGAUUAAUGCACUCACAGGAACUCUUUUUACUUCUAAAGUCCUAGAAGAAAGAGCGGAGAGAGAGACUGAAUCCCAAGUGAAUCCAAAUUCUGAACAAGAAGAGCAAGUAUAUAACUGGAACGCUGGCUCGGAGGACACAGAUGAUUCUCACCUUUACUUCUCCCCAGAACAGGAAAAUGUAGUGUUUACCAGUGCAAUAGAUGGGUGGGACUUUGGAAUUGAGCACUUCGCCAGAAUCUACAGUCAAAAAAUUGGCAUCAAAAAGGAAGUUCUUAUGAAAACCUUGUGGGGAGAUUACUAUAUAAAUAUGAAGGCUAAAAAGAUCAUGAAGGGUGAUCAGGCCAAAGGAAAGAAACCUUUAUUUGUACAGUUGAUCCUGGAAAAUAUAUGGAGUUUGUAUGACGCUGUCUUGAAAAAGGACAAAGACAAAAUUGAUAAAAUAGUGACUUCUUUAGGAUUAAAAAUUGGAGCCCAAGAGGCACGACAUUCAGACCCUAAAGUUCAGAUCAAUGCCAUUUGCAGUCAGUGGCUACCCAUAUCCCAUGCUGUUCUUGCGAUGGUGUGUCAGAAACUUCCUAGUCCCCUUGAUAUUACAGCCAGGAGAGUGGAGAGACUGAUGUGUAUAGGAUCACAAACUUUUGACUCUCUUCCACCAGAAACUCAAGCACUGAAAGCAGGGACAAUAGUCACUAAUACUGAGAUGAAGGAGACCAGAGGUGAGAAUGUUGACUGAAGAUUCAAAUGUCAGGCUGGAAGGUGAA
This is a messenger RNA of Rhinopithecus roxellana (golden snub-nosed monkey), 1171 nucleotides long. RefSeq names its product elongation factor-like GTPase 1. The record is from RefSeq and is a predicted model, not a curated record. Gene Ontology annotation, biological process: cytosolic ribosome assembly. Gene Ontology annotation, cellular component: ribonucleoprotein complex; cytosol. Gene Ontology annotation, molecular function: ribosome binding; GTP binding; GTPase activity. The transcript is spliced from 10 exons. Bases 1 to 1143 code for a protein of 380 amino acids. NCBI's taxonomy places the organism in Eukaryota, Metazoa, Chordata, Mammalia, Primates, Cercopithecidae.